This is a messenger RNA of Dermacentor albipictus, 2358 nucleotides long. Lineage: Eukaryota; Metazoa; Arthropoda; Arachnida; Ixodida; Ixodidae. The record is from RefSeq and is a predicted model, not a curated record.
AUGGCCGAACAACAAGCGCAGCAGCAACAACGAGCGUCUCUCAGAGCUGAGGAAUUUCCAUCGCUGAUGUCAGCAACCGCAACACCUGCCGGCCCAGCUGGUCGCCGCGCGUCACAAUCCGUCUCGAAGCGCAGGGCCAGCGAGAGUAGACAGCGUAGCCUUAGCCGUAAGGGGGGUACCACCACCACCAUCUCCAAUACCAACGCAACGACCAAGACCAUUAGCACCAGCAAGACCGUCGAUGGCAACAACAGCAGCAAGACGAGGGAAGACGAGGCGAUGGAGACGUUGAAGGAAGCCAACGAGGCACUCCGGCGCAAAAACAACGAGAUCGAGACGAAAGUCAGUAGGCAAGAGGCUACUAUUAACAAGAUAGCAAACGAGAUCUCGGAAAUCAAGAAGCUUCUGACGACCCGUUCCACCAACAACGAAACGCCCCAAGCGGUAUCAUGUGAACCCACACCCAGCAUCAGCAGCGCUGUACCACCGACAUCCGCUGAGAAGGAACCGGCACCGAAUAGACGAGCGACCGAGAACCUGAAGGAGCGCAAGCUCAACGAUCGGUUGGACAACCUGAAAGACAAGGUCGACCAAAUCGAGGAACACCUCGACGGGCUCGAAGAUUAUAUUAAGAGAACCUUCACCAAGAUGAUUAACGACAGGUUCGCCGCCAUCGACCUGACGUGUCAGCAGUUAACGAACGCAAUACAGAAAAUGACGCAGCACUACAAUCAGCAACAAUCAUGGCCGCUCCAGCAACAGCAACAACUACAGCAGCGAAGGGUCUCAGCCAGCACCGUGGCGGGGACUCACAGGCUCGUCGCCUGCGGGGACUUCAACGAGGCACACCCGGCAUGGGGAUAUAACAAGCAAGUGGCCAAGGGGCGAGACCUGUUCCAAGACACAAUAGACCUGGGCUUCACCCUCAUCACAGACCCGACUGAUCCUAUUGGGAACUCUGUGUCCAGGGAUACGACGCCGGACCUCACGUUCGUGAAGAACGACGAGAAGGGAAAUAUCUCCUGGCGCAAUACGGGGUCAGAGCUCGGCAGCGACCACUACAUCGUAGAGGUCAUCAUACCGGAGGAGGUCAAGGGCUCGGAGGACAAGAGAAAACAUAAUUUUACGGCUUGGGAUGCCUUCCGUAGCCUGUUACCAACGGAGAUGGAGGAAAUCGUGAACAUAGAAGAAUGGUCAGCCCACAUCGCGGGGAAGGUCAAGGAGGCGACCAAAAUCAUAGAAACGGAUGAGCAGGUCGACAAGGUUGACAGCCGCCUCGCGCACUUAAUCGAAGCAAAGCAAUCUAUCCCAAACAGGUGGAAGAAGCAACGACUAAAUCGGCGCCUAAGGAAGAAGGUGGCGGAGCUGAAUCGCGCCAUUGAAGUCCAUUGUCGGCUGCUAUGCACGCAACAGUGGAACGAAAUCUGUAACGCUGCGGACGGGCAGAUGCAUUGCGGCAAAACCUGGAACUUGAUGCGGCAUCUGCUCGACGAGGCUAAAACAAAAUCCCACCAACGCGACCGCCUCGCAAAGGUCAUUCACAGAGCAGUCAAGGAAAACGGGGAACCCGAAGUAAUUAGACGCAUAGACAGCAAGUACCUUCCGGUUACACCCACGGAAAGUCAUACCGAGUACGGCGGUAAAGCCAACGAGAAGCUCGACCGCGAGAUCAGCGUCGAGGAGGUUCGAGUGGCCCUGCACGAACUAAACAGCAAGUCGGUGGCCGGCCCGGAUCACAUCUCGAACAGAGCGCUCAAGAACCUCAGCGAUGUGGCCAUCGAAAACCUCACCGGUUAUUAUAACAAGUGCCGGAGGGUGGGGUCACUGCCCCAGCAGUGGAAGACUGCCAAGAUCAUCCUCAUCCCCAAACCAGGCAAGCCGCCGAACACGGACAACCUCCGGUUCAUCUUGCUCACGUCCUGCGUGGGCGAGGUGUUAGAGCGCGUCCUCAUGUGUAGGUGGCAGGAUUGCCUGGAUGAGUCGGGACUAUGCCCCACCACAAUCAUCGGGUUUCGGCGUUCCCUCGGCACCCAAGACGCGAUGAUUCUGUUGGAAGAUAUCAUUGACGAUGACACCCUAACGAAAGACAACAAGGCCAUUCUGGGGCUGGACCUGCAGAGCGCCUUCGACAAGGUGAAGCAAUCUGCGAUCCUAGCCCAGGUGUCCAGACUUAACAUGGGCGCAAGAACGUACAAUUAUAUCAAGGACUUUCUGACGGGGCGGACAACCAAGCUCUGCGCCGGCUAUCUACGGCUCCUAGAGAAGAGGCUCGGCAGUGUCGGGACCCCCCAGGGCUCGGUCAUCUCGCCGUUGUUAUUCAACCUCGUUAUGAUCGGAGUGGCCAAGCGACUCUCUUGA